CAGCUCUUUUCCACGUCUCACUCUGAUCACCCUCUGCGCAUGCUCUUUUCCUUGUGGAACCUAUUCUCUUCGUGUGUAACACUCUCUCACUGCUCUUUUCCUUAUGAAGCCGAUUCUCUUCGUUUGUAAGAUGUGCGUUCGUGUGUGAUGGCUGCGAUGUCUUUCGAUCUGCCACCGGGGUUCAGGUUCCGUCCGACGGAACUGGAAAUCAUCGAGUACUACUUGAGGUUAAAGAUUACUGGGAAUGAUGAAAAAGCAAUUGCCUUCAUUCGCGAAGUUGAUUUCUUAAAAUGGGAGCCCUGGCAGUUGCCAGGUUUAUCCGGCAUAGAGGCAAAGGAUCAAGAGUGGUUCUACUUCUCGCAGCCGGAGAAGAAGCAGCCGAAUGGGAAACAGUUUAACAGGACGACCAAUUCUGGGUUCUGGAAAGUGAGUGGUCACGAUAAAGAAAUCUUCUCCGGAGGAAGAUCUAUUGGAAAGAAAAAGAUACUGGUAUUCCACCAGGGGAGUGCUGCAAACGGCAAGAGAACUGAUUGGGUAAUGCAUGAGCACCGCACAACACUGAAGGAGCUUGAUGGCACGAAACCCGGUCAGAAACCUUAUGUCUUCUGUCGUUUAUUCUAUAAACCAAAGCAAAACUCUGGCAAAGCUGAAGAUCAUCCAAUUACAAGUAAUGAAUGUCUUCAUCCUGAAAAUUCUGAUGGAAUGGAAUGCGACACUACUAUAGCAACUGGAACUGCCAAGUCGGCUUCAGAAUCUCCAGACAAGGGUUGCAAAGGUCGAAAGCGGCAGUACACUAGCAAAGCUGAACCGGCCAAGUCUAAACGAAGUGCGGCUGCAGCUUCUCCAUCACUGGAACUGCUACCUAUUGAUCAUACACCAACUGAAAAAUUUCUUCUUUCUAAAAUUUCUGACACUAUACCAAGUGCAGAGAAUCAAGUGGCAGAAUCAAUGAAACAUGUGAUAGCUGAUGAGGUUGAUCUGCAACCGGAGAUCCCCUUAACUUCACUCUCCGAUGCAGCUGCUGUUUCAUUUCCUACUACAGCCAAAUCUUCUCCUGAAGAAGCAGAGUCUGACCCACGACAGGCUUCAGCAUCAGGAGAGGAAGGUGACAAUCAAGUCACAGGAUACUGUCCUGCAAAAAAUUUACAUGAAACUACAGCAAAUACUAUAGCAUUCACUGAGCGUAACCACAUUAGUGAUAAUGCAGAAAAGGCACAAGUGACAGAUACGGAGUUUGAUCAGCAACUGCAGGAAGGACUAUAUUCCAAUUGCAGUUAUUUUUGA
Messenger RNA from Corylus avellana, 1284 nucleotides. The record is from RefSeq and is a predicted model, not a curated record. NCBI's taxonomy places the organism in Eukaryota, Viridiplantae, Streptophyta, Magnoliopsida, Fagales, Betulaceae.